UGACUUUUUACAACAAACUACGACACCAAAGGUUGGUAUGAAACUAAAUACCCAUUUCACCGUUACUACGGAUUGAAAGGAAAUUUCACAUUAUUUCAAGGUAAAAUAUCCCAUGAAUAACAUUUUUAUUUAUAUUGAAUAUUUCAAAAAAAAAUACCAGAGAAUUGGGGUGAUUUAGACCAAAUCAGACAAAAAGAAAAAUGGGAGAAACGACUUUGGUUUUUGGCGAUGAACCUAGCUGGACUGAUGCGGAUAUUCAGCUCUACUUUCGUUCAAACCUUUCGUUAGAAAAAAGAUAUCAUAUUGUUAGGAAUAUUUAUCAGAGACUGAAGAAUUAUAUAUACUCGUCUAUAUCUAUAAAUCUAGUAUGGAAUCAUAUACAAGAUUUCUUUUCUAUAAAAACGAAUAAUCGAGAUAUGCGGAAGUUAGCAUAUAAUUUAAUGGAAAGAUAUAUCUAUACGCAGAAGGAAUUGUCUCUGAUGGAAAGAUAUGUGUUCUUUCAAUCCAUUGAAAAAAAUGAGUUUCAUGAUCCCUCAGAACUUAGGCUGAAACUCAAAUCUCUAAACGUUUUGACGAAUGAGGGUCAUAAAAUCUCUGGAAUUGAGAACAAAAUAUGCCCAUUAUUAGCUUCAUGGUUCAUUCAGGCUCACCAGUUUCAAACAGAACGCUCUCAAAAACAAGGGCUUUUAAAGGAAGAAGGUCUGUUAUUUCUAACUGAACUGUUUGCUUUUUCUAGCAAUUUGACCAAAUUCCAACUCUACAGGGUUCCUGAGCACCACGCACUGUUGCUUAUUAGUUCAGUCGUUGAUGUCUGUAACAGAACUCCAUUAACAGAAGUAGUUGAAAAAACAUUACUUCUUUUUGAUGCUCUUGUCCGUUACUCUUCCGUUCCAGGCUCUGCUGUCAAUGAUGUCGUUGUUAUUUUAUGCAGCGCUUUUGUAAGUACGUUUUCCUAUUCCAAGCUGGCCAACUCAGUCGUCGUCAAUCUAUUCCAAAGUCAUAUCUCACAUAUUGUCUUUGAAGCUGUUAUAGAUAUUUUGCGAAAUUUAAGGACGAACGUGAAUGCAGUUCGUGGUGCAGUUCGUCUUAUGCGCUUCUUUGUUUUGCAAGGGUCAACUAUAGAUCCAAUGGCAACCUUUAGUUUGAGUUCCUCCAUAAAGUAUACAGAGCUUCCUUUGGGCUAUCAUGAAAGCGUUGAUUUUGAGAUCCUUGGCACUGUCUUCUUGUACUUGCAAACUCCUCGUAUUUGCUCCCAAAUUUCUUCAGUGGAUUGGAGACGUAUUUUUAAUAUUUUAUCAUUUUCUUCGAAGUAUUUACCUUUUGAAACUUCAGAAACUAAAAAAUCGCAUAAAUAUGCUACUGCCUUUGCAAAUUUAUAUGAUCGAAUAUUGGAUGUUUUAGAGAUUGAUGCUUUCACUCCUUCGUUCAUCUAUUUUGAAGAGAAGCUAAUUGCAUUCUUUCAUAAAAUACUUCCUUUGUUGAAAACCUCGAUCUUAAAGAAACUUGUUCAGUACAUCGAUGCCUGUAAUCUUACUUGCCCUUCAAGUUCCUGUUGGACUUUAAAUCUUUCUUUUUUAUACAAAGUAAGCCAAACUGGUUUCCUUUCUGACCAAGAUAAGGCAAAUGUUUUAAAGACGAUCCAAAAAACAUGUUCAUUAUUGGAUAAAAAUUCAGUCUCUGAGUUUUACAAUGUUUUUCUUCUUCCAGCUUUAAAAGAUCUCAGUGACUCAGAAGAUGAGGGUUUAAUUGCUCCUUUAUAUAAUAUGCUAUUUUUUAUCCACGUCAAUCAUUCCUUUAUUGAGUUAGAGGGUUUAAUACCACUUUACCAGCAAUUUAUUCACUCUCCCAAUAGUGGGGAUAUCACAGUUCGACUUGCUACAAGCUCCUUAGUUCGCCUUUUUUAUUUCUACUCUGAUUUGAAAUGUAAGGAGCAGGCAUUCACACUUCUGUCAACACUUUUGUCUUUGCUGAGUAAUAACAGCUCUCCGAUAAUAACUCGAUCAAUGUGCUUACAGCUAUUUCUUCGAUUUCGUAGAAAUGCGCAAGGAAUAUAUUUGGUCGAACACUUACACCAGCGAGCUUCUCUCUCAAAUGCCAGUUUGUUUGAAGAAUCAAUGCCAUACAUCUACCCUGUUUCAGAUUCGUUUAUCAAUGACAUUUUCGUUGACAAGCAUCAUUGGGGAAGAUCAUCCUCUGAACUUUUCAACGAAAAGGAUGGAAGCGGACAAGUAAAUGACUUUAUAUUUCCUACGUCUUUACUGUUAAACACCUACAAAGAUAUAUUUCUUAAAGAAACUGAAUGGACUAUUUUCGGCUGUUUGGUUGCUCAUUUUCCAGAUCAGUUAAGCAACCGUAGCCUAUUUAUACAGUCAAUUCUUCAAAUCAGGGAAUUAGUAAAUGUUUUCUGUGGAAUGAUUUCUGAGCGCAUAGCAUUUCCCGCUGCUGUACCUGAAGAUGUUCGAAAAGCCCACAUUAUGAUACCUCUUCUUCAGGCUGCUUUAAUGUCGUUUGGAUAUCUAGACCACUUUACACGGGCCGAAAAAGAUGAAUUAGUUAAUGCAUUUUUACCAGGUCUUGAAAAACGGAAUGAAGUAUGUCAUAUUUGUAUACAUGCUUUAUUGUUGUGUUGCUAUGAAAUGCCAGUAUCUAUCAGCAAGCAUCUACCAGCAAUUUUAACCAGGUUAUCCAGAUUGAUAACUAAGCCAGAUUUGAGUGUUCAUAUUUUGGAAUUUUUAAGCAGUUUGGCUAGAUUGCCAGACCUCAUUGCUAAUUUUACAGACGCUGAUUUUCGGCAAGUUUUCGGGGUUUCUUUGAAAUACAUACAGCAUUAUAAUGUUACAAAAAGCGGGAAGACUCAACCCAAUGAUAAUGUUGUAAUUAAGCAGUCUUAUUCAAGUUAUGUGCUAGCUUUGGCUUACAAUAUUCUUCAAAUUUGGUUUCUUUCAGUACGGACUAGUGAACGUAAAAAAUUUGUUCCUUGGAUUUUGCGUGGAUUAAGUUUAGCUGCUGAAGGUCAAGCUCUCGAUGAUUUGAGCUUGGUGCAGUAUGAUAUGAUGCAAAGGUUUUGUUAUUCAAACUCUGAUAUUCACAAUCAAGCUUCGAGUGGUAUUGAUCCAGACAUGAAUUCACAAACCUGGAUCCGCGGAAAUUCUCUUUUUACCGUCAGCGUAUCAAAGAAUUUGAAUUACAUGCAAGCGCUUGUACGUCGUCCUUCUGGGACAACGCAAUAUACAUUUCGAAAUAUGGCUUAUUUAAGAAACUGGAUGCUUGAAGAGGACUUAUCAAGUUCCAAGGGUCUACCAUCUCAUAAUGAAUUUGCUCCGAUUCCUAGUAGUUUUUUCUCACAUUUUUUGGAUCCACAGGGAAUCUCUGUCGAUAGCCAUCCAAUUCUCUUACCUGCUAAUGAUGCUGUGCGAAGAGCUAUUGCUGUUUUCGAUCGGGUUCCAGUUAUUGAAUCUCUGAAGGCUGGAGUUGUUUAUGUUGGUUAUCAACAAACUGUGGAAGCGGAUAUAUUAGCCAAUACAGACCCUUCUCACAGCUUCAAAGAAUUUCUCAAUGGACUGGGAGUUAUGACAGAGUUGAAAGGUAGCAAAGAAUUUUACACAGGAGGUUUGGAUCGUGAAAAUAACAUCGACGGUGCAUUUGCCUAUUAUUGGAAAGAUAAGGUCACGCAACUUGUUUUUCAUUGUACAACAUUGAUGCCUACAAAUUUUGAACGGGAUCCCAGCUGCACCAUGAAAAAACGGCAUAUUGGAAAUGAUUUUGUAAAUAUAAUUUUUAACGAAUCAGGUCUGGUUUAUGACUUUGACACUAUUCCUAGCCAGUUCAGCUUUGUGAAUAUAGUAAUCUCUCCAGAAUUUGAACCAAACAGUUCGUCAAAUCAGUCUGCCAAAUUCUUCAAGGUAGAAGCGCAGACAAAAUACGAUAUAGAUUUCAGUCUUUUCAACAGCCAUAAGAUUGUUUCGUUAGAAUCAUUGCCUGCGGUCGUGCGAGAUGUGACAUUAAAUGCAGCGGUCUUUUCUCAUAUCUAUCAUCAAGGUGCUGGUGACUAUGUUUCAAUAUGGACUGAGCGUUUACGACAACUAAAGCGAUUAAGAGAAAGGUUCCUACCUGCACAUUUGGUUGAGGAGGAUCAUGAGGAACGAAUACAGAUGAAAUUAAAAAAUGGCACAAAUUUUUCGGACUUCACAAGCUAUCUCUAAUAAAAAAGGAGGGGGUGCAGACAUUAUUUAAUGAUAGAUAUGUAUACAUUUAUGAAUGAUUCUCUAAUAAUAAUUAAUUAAUAAAUAUUUACUAAUCUAUUCAUAUUCUAUGGCAACAAAUAGUUUGAUUUGUA
Schizosaccharomyces cryophilus OY26 is the source of this 4336-nucleotide messenger RNA. Its product is annotated as tuberin. The record is from RefSeq and is a predicted model, not a curated record. NCBI's taxonomy places the organism in Eukaryota, Fungi, Ascomycota, Schizosaccharomycetes, Schizosaccharomycetales, Schizosaccharomycetaceae. Gene Ontology annotation, cellular component: nucleus; cytoplasm; TSC1-TSC2 complex. The coding region runs from base 201 to 4202 and encodes 1333 amino acids. Gene Ontology annotation, biological process: negative regulation of TOR signaling; positive regulation of GTPase activity; regulation of small GTPase mediated signal transduction. The transcript has a single exon. Gene Ontology annotation, molecular function: GTPase activator activity.